GAUCUGGUGUGCAGACAACUCUCUCUCUCCCUCUUGCGUGCACAUACACAGCGACAUUCAAAACACACUAGGGAUGCGGGAUGACGCAGUGAACAUUCAAUCACAAGGCAUGAGCGUCACAGAUCCAUCGCCCCCUCCAGGCUUAGCAAAGUGAGAGACACAUACGAGAAAGAAAGAGGUCCCUCCCCCAGAACUUGUCCGUUGUGUCAACUAGCUAGCUGGCGAGUAGGCUCUUUCCAGCCUCUCCAUACACCACACAAGGCAUGCAGCCACCCAUCGACCCACCCACCAGUCACCAUAGACCCACAGCGACGAAUUGCUUUGCUACAGUCACCAAAGGACAACAGGUCCCCUCCCCCUCCCGACACAAGGGACGCGCUACAUGCCUGACUUGCGCUUGCUUGACUUAUGUGACCCUCCCGUCCUCUCCCUCUUGACCCGGCUGCCGCCGUGCGACGAACGAGACGGCCGCUCAGAUACUGCACACAACACAACACAACACAAACGCCCAUCAACCGUAUGAUCAUGACGAGCGACUUUCCGCCAUCUGCCUGUCUGUGUGCGUACCGUUGGUGUAUCCCGUGGUCUCCGCCUCGGCGUGUGAGGGCAUCCCUGGCGGCGCCGGGGUGCCCGCUCCUGACCGGCCGCCCGCCUUGCCCUGCUUCUUGAUGCAGUCGGGGCAGAACCACUCCUCGGGCAGAGGCACGUCGGGGGACAGGUUCUGACGUGAGAGAGAGUCAACACACACAGCCAAGAGUCAUGUGUGGUCUACCUACCCACCCUUCGAGCCGCCCCCUGUCUCACUCACCACGCAGACAUCGUGGAACCACCUGCCGCAUGGCCCGUCGCAGCCGACCAUGUUUUGGCUGCUGGUGUGGGACACCUGCCCGCAUACCGGACACACGUCAGCAGCCGUCUCCUGCUGCGCCACCCCGCCCUCCACGGGCAGCCCCUCCUCGCCAGGUGCCAGCGGCACCUCCGUCUUGACCUGCACCUGAGCCGCCGCAGCAGUAGCCGCCUGAGCCCUGCCCUUGCGCGACUGCUGGGAGUUGGUGUUGAGGGGCUUAUCGUCGUCAUCGAGGAGAGGAGGGAAGGGGCUGCCCGGCGGGGGCUCGAUGCCUGGCGGAGGGGGCGCCAGGAACGACGACGCACCUGAAGCGAGAUCCGGUCAGAUAGGUAUAUGCAGUGAGUGUUUAGGUGAGUGAGAGCAUGGAGAUAUGCUGUGUCGUGUUGGUACCGGCAGCACUGGCGGCGCCCACGCCCGCCAGCUGCUUGGAUCUCUUGCUUGGUCUCGGCUUGGCGCGUUUGUGUGCCGGCCCGUCCACAUCGCCCGCCACGCUGCUCCCGCCGCCACCCACACUGCCACCCGCCGCACCAGCCACCAGGGAUGCAACCUGACCGAACCAUCGACCACACGGACAGAUGUGUGAGGGUCUGCACAAAGAUCGUGUUCCUGUGUGCCGUGUUGGUCAGGUACUGACCUCGUCUCUCUCCCUCUUGACUCCCUCCAGCGGCAGCAUGCCCUCCUCUGGAGGUGCCUGCCGCCACUGCCCCAGCUCACGGUUGAUGUUCUUCAACUUGUUUUGGUAGAAGUGCAGCAGACUCGCCAUCUUCUCGACCACGCGCAGCUUCUCCUCCUGGUGCGCCCGCUUGGUCAUCUGCAACUCAGCGAUGCGGCUGAGAUCUUCUUGCCGAAACGCUUGCCCCGUCUGAUCCAAGUCACGCUUGGCGCGGCUCUUGUCGUCCUUUGUGUAGUCGCGGAGGGCGCUGAGGUACUCGUUCUGGGCCGUUUCCAGCUGGUUGUUGACGAUGUUGGCCUUGCGGUCAAGGUCUCUCACAAGCGCCAGGUUGCGCGUGAUCCAGCCUGACACACAGCAAGAAGUGAAUCCACAGCACAUGUGUGUGUGUGUGUGGGAUGGGUCGUCUGGACUGGCACGUGCAGGCACACCCUCACCUGGCAGCGGCGCCAGCUCCUCGAUGAAGUUCUCAUAGAGGUCUUGGGCUUCGUUCUGCGUUGCCGGCGACGAAUACAUCGCUGCAAACUGAUGAAACGCUUUAGAUAUGCAGCGGGGGAAGCGUUGGAAAGGAGAAGCUCUCUGCAAGCCAAGCUCGCAGCUUGUCGCGAAAAAAACAGGAAAGAGUCCAUGGUGAUUUGGUGCACUUGUUGCCCCGGUUGCCAGUGUUGCCCUUUCUCGCCUCAUGCAGCAAGCGUCACGAAUCGAGUGCGCGAUGGUCAGUCGUGUUUGAAUGACGAGAGAGGCUCACGCAAAGCAGAGAGGCUACUCAAGUACAGUACUCGCAUCAUGAUUGUUCUGUCAUCAUUCUCCCUUGGCGAAGUCGGGCGGCCUGCUGCAUGAACUGAAUGAAACAAGUCAGUCAAUAAACUGAGAGAUGGAUGGAUGGUUCCAAUCUCGUUCUUCCAGUCAUGCGUGUAUGCAUAUGGACCUCAAUGGUCACCCCAUAUUACGUAUAGGAGAAAUGCACCAACCCGCCCACGUCACAG
This is a messenger RNA of Vitrella brassicaformis, 2503 nucleotides long. The record is from the annotation of a GenBank genome assembly. NCBI's taxonomy places the organism in Eukaryota, Vitrellaceae.